This is a messenger RNA of Brassicogethes aeneus, 1835 nucleotides long. NCBI's taxonomy places the organism in Eukaryota, Metazoa, Arthropoda, Insecta, Coleoptera, Nitidulidae. The record is from the annotation of a GenBank genome assembly.
UUCGGUUUAAAUAACGUCACAGGCAUUAAAAUAAUGAAAUGCAAAUUUAAGUAGCCCGAGCAACAGUACUGCGGUUCGGGAAGAAAUUCGCAUAACACUACUACCAACGCUACCGCCUACAACUCAACUCGACGGAGAAAUGGUACCAUGAUGGUAUUUCCAUCACGAAACAGAUGACUAACGCUGCCGCUGCAGUACCACGAGUACGCAAACAGGCAAGCGCCACUUUACCUCGUGCCGUUUGCAUCGAGUUCCCGUUUGCUCAUUCGCAACGGUAGUGGCGAGCGGAAAGCACCCAUUCGCGAAGAGUUCUCUGUUAUGGUAUCAACUCCACCGUCGCGGUUUAGGACUUGGCCGAUAGCACUCGCACUAGUGUCUCUUGGCAGUGUUUACCUCACCCUUGUCAAUUUGACUAUUUCGGUACAGAAUCAGAGGCAGUUUGAUAGGACCCCAGUGAAAAAAAUUGUGGCUUACUCUCUUCUGAAGCAGAUUGAAAAGGAUAGCGAGGAGAUAGAGUGCGAGUUUAAGUACUUUAAAGAUAAUGUUACCCUAGGGUAUGAUACAGAGUGGUAUCAGGUUGAUGGUACAAAUGUUUUUGUUUAUUCAGUGCACAAGGAUUUAAGGCUUCAGCCUUAUCAGUUUGUGAGGAUUGUGUCUAUGACCAAAGGGUCUAUAAAUUCCAGUCUAUUUUGCCAAUUAUACAGCAAGGAUGGAUCAGUUUUUGUCACAAAAACCACAUUUACUCCCGUAUGGUCCGAAAAAUGGGACCAAAACUCAACCAAUGUAUACUACAACCCCAUAUUAUUAUCUUGUAGAAUACCGAUUGGAUUAAUUCCAGUUUUUGUGAAACUAACAACACAACCAUGUGAAAUAAAUGUAAAUAGUAGAAAAUAUGAUUUGGAACCGCUAAAUUUACCAAAGAGGAUGUUUACUGUAUGCGUUAAGCCAUUGAAUUUUAAGGAAGAUAUUUCUAAAAGGUUGAUACAGUGGAUUGAAAUUAAUAGGAUUUUGGGAGCUGAAAAAAUCGAGCUAUACAUAGGAAAACUUGAUGAUCGAGUUAAAAAAACGUUAAAAUGGUAUCCCAACACAAUAGCAACAAAACAAUUUAGCGAAAUAACAAACAAUGAGCAAAACGACACACAUCCAACAUACAACGAAAAAUCUGAAGCGUAUGUGAAGAAUUUAUGGCAGAAACGACGAUAUGAGAUCAUCGCCUAUAAUGACUGUUUUUACCGAAACUUAAUGUCCACAUACAUUAUACCACUGGACGUAGAUGAAAUAAUCGUGCCUUUAAAAACGAGAAGCUGGCAAAGUCUUUUAAGAAGUCAAUCUCAACUUAAAGGUGAAUUUGCAUCAUUUAGCGUUUCAAAUGCUUACUUUUUUACCAAAAAACAACAAUUUUCAAAAGAACAACCUUAUUUCUUUAAAAAUAUGUAUAGAAGUAAUCCAAGUAAAAACGGCGAAUCUUGUAAAAGUUUUAUAAUAACCAAUAACACAUUAACUGUUUUUAAUCAUUAUGCUUUCGAUGUGUUAAGACCUGGGGUUGGGAAAACGCAUUUUCUUUCAAGAAAUUUAGUACAAAUGAAUCAUUAUAAAACUAAUUGCUCCACUGUGAUAUUGCCUGAGUGUGCUAAAUAUAUUUCUAGUCCUAAGAAAAAAGAUGUUUCGAUAUUUAGAUACAGACAAGAGUUUUAUAAAAAUUAUAAUGAAAUUGUUAAACUAUUAAAACUGUAGAUAAAUAAUAUAGUGAUAUUGAUUUUAAGAAUGAAUGUGCUUAAUAAAUAGAUGUAGGUAAUGUAAAUGUAAGAUUUGUAAAUAAAAUUUAUUUAAUUAUU